Hypoxylon trugodes is the source of this 1484-nucleotide messenger RNA. RefSeq lists its product as uncharacterized. The transcript has 2 exons. Gene Ontology annotation, molecular function: metallopeptidase activity; protein binding. Gene Ontology annotation, cellular component: COP9 signalosome. Lineage: Eukaryota; Fungi; Ascomycota; Sordariomycetes; Xylariales; Hypoxylaceae. The record is from RefSeq and is a predicted model, not a curated record. Bases 124 to 1341 code for a protein of 405 amino acids. Gene Ontology annotation, biological process: protein deneddylation.
CAGCUGCAGCCUGCAGCCUUGCGAUUACCUUCCAUUUUAUGACAAACGGUUCUUCCACUUAACAACUUGACAAGCUUCACUUCUCUUUCUCCUUUUAAUCUUGCGUCCUUCAACACCCGCAAAAUGGCUUCAGCGGACCGAAACCCUCUGGUUUCGUCCCAGAAGCCUUCCGACUCUGGACUACAAGCUGUCCUCCAUCCCCUCGUUCUUCUCACAAUUUCCGAUUACAUCACACGACACACUCUCAGAGCCCAACAAGGCCCUAUAGUAGGUGCCUUGAUAGGACAGCAGAAUGGACGCGAGAUUACCAUCGAGCACGCCUUUGAGUGUGCAACUACACCGAAGGACGGUUACAUUAUUCUUGAUCCUGUUUGGUUCGCACAACGUCUAGAUCAAAUGAAAACGAUACACAAAUCCCCCCCUCUCGAUCUCGUCGGCUGGUAUACAGUAUUACCUAAGAGCGGCCCAACUCCUGCCCAACUCCCCAUUCACCAAUGGAUCCUUUCGGAGCACAACGAGUCGUCUAUCCUACUUGCAUUUCACCCCGAAGAAGCAGUUCAACAUUCGGCAGGGAGCAAGUUGCCUUUGACAAUCUACGAAUCCAACUAUGAGGUGGACGAACCGAAAGCAGAUCAGGGUGAAGACAAGGAGAUGCGAGAUGGAGACCCGCCUCUAAAGCUGAAGUUCAGGGAGCUACCGUAUUCGGUUGAGACGGGCGAGGCGGAAAUGAUAAGCAUGAACUUUAUCGCCCGUGGAGCUGGCAAUGCAACAGUGGUCGAAUCCACAGAACGGAAGAAGGCAGUUAUCAACGACACGAAUUCCAAGGGCAAACAACCCGCAACAGCCCCAGAAGCCCCGGAUAUUGGCCCGAGCAUCGAUGAACAUGCACUAUCGGCCGAGGAUGAAGAGAUGAUUGCCGCUCUCACUGCCAAGGCAAAUGCGAUCAAGAUGUUGCAGUCCAGAGUCAACCUUCUGAUAACAUAUCUUGAACGAUUACCACCCUCUUAUCUCUCCCCGAACAACGCCACAAACCUCUCCGAAGCCCAGUACACAACCCCGUCGCACACAAUUCUCCGAUCCAUACAAGCUCUUGUCAGCAGACUAUCACUACUAGUACCGUCUGACACCGAAGCUUACGAGCUAGAGAUGUUGCGAGAAUCCAACGAUGUCCACCUAGUCGAGCUCCUAGACGACGUAAUGCAGAGUCUCAACGAAGCCCGCGACAUCGGCAAGAAGUACGGAAUCGUGGAAAACGCCAAGAGCCACAGCAAGAAGCUGCGUGACGAUUUAAGUCACAGCUCAGGAUUUAAUUUCUCUAGUUCCGGUGAUCUUGCUGCCUAGAAGGGAGCAAGAAAGAGGAGGGAAAUAGAUCGUUAUCCAAAAUUCUAGGUACUUCGCAGCAUACUUGUUUGCAUUUGCAAGGCGAAAGAGGCGUUUUAGAGGCCAAUAUUAGCAAGUUGUGUUAAUCACGACUAGGUGUUUGA